AAUACUAUUUAUUCUAAUGUGUGGAUCGUUUCAGGAAAUACGACAUCAAGUACGAGCAUCUGUCUGGAUUAUGCGAUGAGGAUCUCGUUGUGUUAGGGUUGAAGAGCAAAAAAAUCCGAGAGGAAGUGCUGGCUGAGAUUGCGGUUUUGCCAAAUCAGAUGGACCACUAUGACCAAGCCAUCAAAUCGCUCAACAUCCAGGAUUACGCCAGAGACAUUUUGACGAACGUUCAAUCGCACCUGGACAGCCUCUGUGCGCUUCUGACCCUAACCCAGCUGAAACUAUCUGCACAACACGUGGAAAACGUACAAAUAGAAAACGAUAAGUAUGCUUCGGAGGCAGCGGUGAGUAUUUGCGAAAAGCUAGCGAUGAAAAGUGGCGAGAUAGAGCAGUUCAUCAAAGAGUUGAAAAAGGGACGAUUCUCUCGGGAUAACAUUCGUUCGAAGCACAAGAGUAGUAAUAGAGCUGGUAGUCAUCUCAACAAAGUUUUGUUGGCCUCUCUAUGGACCAAUACACGAGUUCACUAAUUUGACAUUUGAGCGGUGCUGAAUUCAUUCGUUGCUAUGGUCACGUAAAUAACAUGGCACCGCUCAAACGUCAAAUAGUGAACUCGUGCAUCGGUCCAUUGAUCGGCUGUGCUUACUUCGGUUUCAGGAAUUUCAAGCAUUUAAUUAAGUAGACGUGCCAAAUGGUUAUGUACUUUCAAAUACAUUAUACGCUAAGUAACAAUCAAA
Molecule: messenger RNA, 734 nt
Organism: Aedes aegypti (yellow fever mosquito)
Lineage: Eukaryota; Metazoa; Arthropoda; Insecta; Diptera; Culicidae
Exons: 2
Coding region: 159-527 (122 amino acids)
Source: RefSeq, a predicted model, not a curated record